CUAUCCCUCUAAGAGGCGUCUAAAGUGAUUAUUGUGGGCGCUUGUUGUACUUGAUCGACAACGAGGUUACCACGUGGGCCUGUUAUCUUGAACUUUGACUUGCAGGCUCCCCAGUCGCUGUUCUUGCAAGUCAAUUUCUCUGUAUAUAUGCUCUAAAACACCUUUUAUAACCUUGUGAAGCACCUCUACAAAAGAUGCCUUCACCUUUCUUCUCCGAUGGUUAUCAUUUUCCUUUCGCCCAACUACCAGUGCAUCCGCCAACUUACUUUCGAAACGGACAUACCAACUAUAUAAAUGGAUGGAUGGCCCCUUCUGGUGUCUUGCCUUUGAAUCCUAGUGCCCUACCUUCGUCUCCAGUAGCUGCCCAGGACCCUAGCCUUGUCGAUGUCUACUGGAAGGGACGACUGGCACCUUUACCAGGACAUAGCUCACCUCAAGAUCUUCUCGGCGGAAUCCUCCGAACGACGGAGGCUACCACUUCUGGUGUUUCUAUCAAACAGCCACCUGAAUCUAGAAGACAUCGGACGAGGCGGAAACGCGAGCAAGAACGAGGCGCUAAGAUUAAGCAGACCCUUGAGGAACACGGAAUGACCUCACCUACCACGUCGUCAUCAGAUGUGAAGUCUUUACCUCUUGACAAAUAUGCGGACGUCUUUGUACCUCAAUAUCUUCGAGACAUUCAACAGCAGCCGCAUCACUUCGAAGCCCUCCCCCCAUUACCAAUAUUCCCUUCCCCCUCUUACUGUCGCGAAAUUUGUCCAAACUAUAUGAUUGAUACACUCAACGAUGCAUAUCACCCUGAUCUCCUGUCCUUUGCCCCUCCCGAGCCUACCCUGCAAUUGCAAGGACUUACUGUUGAGAGAUAUCGCGAGCAUUGGAACACUCUCCUGGCAUGGGAGCUUGACCAGGUCACUGCUGAUAAAGAACAGAUCGUGCUAUGGAAAAUGGGCGUGCGCGUCAUAGAUUGGAAGGAGUCCCAAUUUUCUUUGGUGGUUUCCGGCAUACGUGAAAACCAUCCUCAUCUUGAAGUAGGUGACUUGAUUUAUCUGAGGCAGGUCCUCGUUAAGAAGAAGAGGGGUACUGGGCGGGCCUUUGAGGCCCGCGUUCUCACCCUUCGAAAGAGAGAAGGGUUCGUUCAUUUCUUUUGCCCUGGAUUGAAGUAUCACAUGCAGGUUUAUAUCCCGCCGGUUUUUGGCCGUGCCAUCGAAGAUGGUUUUCCUGUUUUCACCCCGGAUGACUCGUUCGAUCUGUCAUUCAAUGUCUCUUUCAUGCCCAGUGCGCGCCCAUUCAUUAGGAUGAAUGUGGCGACUAAUAUCAUGGCCGAAGCGCUGAACUCAAAUAAUAACAAAACUCGUUUAUUUUUUCAUCAGUGGCUAUUUCCCGAGGUUGAACAUAUUAAUAAGUCACCUCGGACGAGGGCCACUACAUCGCCGCUGAAAGAAAACUGGAUCGAUAAAGGUUUGAAUAGUGAACAGCGGCUCGCAGCCUUGCUUGUCUCUUCAUAUCAAUCCCCGGUCCCAUUUCUCAUUAGGGGACCUCCUGGUACCGGUAAAACUAGAACCGUAGUAGAAAUAGUCCAUCAAAUUCUUCGUGUCCAACCUGACGCCCACGUUCUCGUUUGCGCUCCGUCGAACCCUGCUACCGAUACCCUUGCAGAACGACUCGGCAAAGUGCUCAAACCUGACGAACUCUUCCGUCUCAAUGAUCAAAAUCGAACCUUUGCUGAAGUCCCUGAUUCCAUCCGACAAUUUUGCUACGUAGAAAAUGAUAAGUUUUCGAUACCAUCCCUCAAGAUCCUCAUGCGCUGCAAAGUUGUGGUGACUUCGUGUUUAGACGCUGGAAUUUUAACCGGCGCCCGCUGCACGAACAGUGUGCUGGGAGAGUUGGAGCAUUCCAUUGUCAAUGUCAUACACCCUACUCGCGCCCGUUCGAUUAAACCACACUGGAGUCAUCUCCUGAUUGACGAGGCUGCACAAGGGUCUGAGCCUGAACUACUGGUUCCGAUAUCGGUCGUUCUUCCAUUCUCCUGUCCAGAAGACCAGACGCCGUCAGAUGCUAGCAUGACUCCUCAGUUGGUGCUAUGUGGAGACCCGAAUCAACUGGGCCCAAUUAUAUUCUCUGAUCAUUGCCGCUCGAACAAUCUCGACAUCUCGCUCCUCGAACGUCUGUUUGAACGCCCAUUGUAUACAAAUGAACAAUCCUCGGUUCAUAGACCAUUUGUCAAUCUUGUCAAGAAUUACCGAAGCCAUUCGGCGAUCCUGAUGCCCCCAUCUGCGUUGUUCUACAAUGACACAUUGGAGCCAUGUGCACACGGAAACGGUGUCGUAGUGUGGUCCGGGCUUCCGAAUGUCAAGAUCCCGCUGACGUUCAUUGGAAGCACGAGUUUGGAAGAGUGUAUCGACGAGCGAGAGACUUGGUAUAACACAGGCGAGAUAGACCUCGUGGUGAGUACCAUCAAAGGUCUGUUGGCCGAAGGGGCUAUGUCGGUACCACCUAUUGCUCUGAGGCAUAUAGGAGUGAUGGCCCCUUGGCGCGAACAGGUUUGGAAGUUGCGGGAGAGACUGCGGAAGGAAGGAUUAGGUAAAGUUGACGUUGGAUGUGUCGAGGAUUAUCAAGGAAGGGAGAUGAGGGUAAUCAUACUCUCUUGUGUACGAGCAAGGACGAGAUUUAUAGCGGAGGACAGUGAGAAGGGCCUGGGUCUUAUCCAUGAGAGGAAAAGGAUGAAUGUCAGUAUCACGCGAGCAAAGGAGCUAUUGAUCGUCAUCGGCAAUGCACAGCUCAUGGGGCAGGAUCCUUAUUGGAAGGGUUUCUUGCAGUUUGCCCUAAGGAACAAGUUGUAUAUUGGUCCAGACCUGAACAUUGAAAUGGAUGGAAAUUACAUAUCCAGACUGGAAUCUAUGAUGAUAACUGAAGGUUUAAGCGAAGAAGAACAGGGCGUUUUAACUGCCGGAGGUUUAGCGCGAGAGCUUUUGCGGGAGGGUCAUCAAUGGAAAAUUAUAUUCCCUCCUUCACGCCGACGUUUGGAGCUCUACAAUUGUUCUAAGAACAACAUCUCUUCAAAACGGAAUGGGGAACCUGGAGAACAAGACCUUGUCAGUUACGCUGGCCCACUCCAAUCACGGCUAUACAUUCCCGGCAGAAAGGCCCGAUCUGUAACCUUCACGCGAUAUCUCAAGCUCUUUCUGGAACAAAAAAUUAUGUGUGCUGGCGGUACUACCGGCUUGAAGAAUGGCGUUGUUCUACAGUUGAAGAGGAUCCGGGGAAGAAUGAGUUACUACCAUGCAUCACGCGCGUGUUUCGGAGAACGUUAA
Molecule: messenger RNA, 3311 nt
Organism: Guyanagaster necrorhizus
Lineage: Eukaryota; Fungi; Basidiomycota; Agaricomycetes; Agaricales; Physalacriaceae
Product: P-loop containing nucleoside triphosphate hydrolase protein
Exons: 17
Coding region: 195-3311 (1038 amino acids)
Molecular function (GO): 5'-3' RNA helicase activity; RNA binding
Source: RefSeq, a predicted model, not a curated record